AUGGCCGUCCUCUCUACCCUCCUCCACGCAACCUCAUUCUCGCGUCCGUUCCUUUCCACGCUCGUGCCAUCCAUAGCCCUCGCCUACGCCAUCCAGGGUGGCGUUGCCAUCCCCUCCAUCAUCGCUCAAACAGAGCGUUUUUAUGACCUCUCUGGCUCACUAACUUACCUCUCGUGUGUGGGCUUGUCCCUCUACCUUCCCACCAUCCGUGCCCGCUAUGCAGCUUCUGCUGCAGGCAAGGUGUUACCAGCUUGGCCGAACCUGUUGGCUGCAUUGAAGGGCGGAGCCAAUGCCGGCGUCAAUUGGAGGCAGAUCGUUCUGAGCGUUGCGGUUAGCAUUUGGGCUACAAGGCUGGGUUCCUACCUCUUCUCCCGCAUCUCCUCCGACUCCGGCCGCGACUCCCGCUUCGACAACAUUCGCCAAUCCCCUCCCAAAUUCCUCGGCGCCUUCUUCGCGCAAGCAACAUGGGUCUCUCUCUGCUUGAUGCCCGUCCUCGCUAUCAAUUCUCUUCCAGCCUCGACCUUUGCCGCCUUGCCUGCCUUCGUCGGUGUGACUGACAUCAUCGGCUUACUCCUCUAUGUAGGAGGGCUCAGUUUCGAAGUGGCGGCAGACAGGCAGAAGAACCAGUGGGUGCAGGAUAAGAAGGCCAAGAAGCAUGAAGAGGAUUUCUUGACCAGGGGCCUGUGGGGGAAGAGCCGACAUCCCAAUUAUUUCGGGGAGUCGACGUUGUGGACGGGGAUUGCAACAUUGUCAGUCGGCGUGCUGGCUAGUGGGCCUGGUCAAGUGGGAAUGGGUCUGGCGGGAUGGGGUCUGCUAGGAAAGGUCGCGGCGGGAGCCAUGGCAGGGGUGAGCCCCGCUUUCGUCACUUUCUUGCUGUUGAAGGUCAGUGGGGUGCCGUUGAGUGAGAGCAAGUACGAUAAGAGGUACGGGGAUAGGGACGACUAUAAGAAGUGGAAGGAGGAGGUGCCGAUGUUCAUACCGAAGAUCAAGUAA
This is a messenger RNA of Bacidia gigantensis, 993 nucleotides long. RefSeq lists its product as uncharacterized. Gene Ontology annotation, cellular component: membrane. NCBI's taxonomy places the organism in Eukaryota, Fungi, Ascomycota, Lecanoromycetes, Lecanorales, Ramalinaceae. The coding region runs from base 1 to 993 and encodes 330 amino acids. The transcript has 2 exons. The record is from RefSeq and is a predicted model, not a curated record.